GUGAAACACUCGCAGUAUCACAGCUCUCUUGCUGUGGGGAGGUCAACAUAGUUAGUGUCUCUGCUGGCAAAGCUUCAUGUAGUACCUAGCCAUGAGUCCUGCUUGCUCAAAGUGGAGUCCUCCAGAGUUGAGAAUGAUCGUGGUUCUUCAGUUCAUGGCGUUUUGCCUGUCUCUGGUCUCCACGCUGUUCCUUAUCGUGGCCACAUGGACAGACUGCUGGAUGGUCAACGCAGAUGACAGCUUGGAGGUCAGUCAGAAGUGCAGAGGGCUGUGGUGGGAGUGUGUCACCAACACUCAGGAUGGCAUCCGGACUUGUGACCAGUAUGACACGAUAUUAGCAGAACAUCCUUUGAAGAUUGUGCUGACCCGUGCGCUGAUGAUCACAGCAGACAUCCUGGCCAGCUUCGCACUCAUCAUCUUGAUGCUGGGUCUGGACUGUGUGCGCUUCCUGAAGGAAGAGCCCCACAUUAAACUGAGGAUGUGCUACAUGGCGGGCUUCAUAUUCGGGGUAGGAGGGAUCCCUGGGAUGAUUGGCUCGGUGUGGUAUGCUGUGGAUGUGUAUGUGGAGAGAGCCACUCUUGUUUUAAAGAACGUCUUCUUAGGGAUCCACUAUGAAUUUGGCUGGUCCUGCUGGCUUGCGAUGGCUGGAUCAACUGGCUGUUUUCUAGCUUCUAUUGUACUAACCUGCUGCCUUUAUAUUUUUAGAGAUGCCAGAUCUUCACGAUAUAACAGGUCCAUAUAUCAUUACGGAAGGACAGCAGCUGGAAAGAUAUAUGCAAUGGAUUCACGAGUGUAGUUAAAUAAUUAUUAACUGUAAAUAAGACAGCAUCAGGGAGGUGAUGGAGGGGCUUUAAUAAGGAGACUCCUGAAUGUUAAGUGUUAGCUAGGCUGCCUAAGAGACCCUUCCAUCAGAGCAGCAGGCUUGUGAUCAUCAUCAAAAUCAAGGGACACACACACACCCUGUGACGUGGUUACACUUCCCCAAUCAAAAUCAAGGAACACACACACCCUGUAACAUGGGUACACUUCCCCAAUCAAAAUCAAAGGACACACACACCCUGAAACGUGGGUACACUUCCCCAGUCGAAAUCCAGGGACACACACAAGUUGUAACGUGGGUACACUUCCCGAAUCGAAAUCAAGGAACACACACACCCUGUAACGUGGGUACACUUCCCGAAUCGAAAUCCAGGAACACACACACCCUGUAACGUGGGUACACUUCCCGAAUCGAAAUCAAGGAACACACACACACACCCUGUAACGUGGAUACACUUCCCCAGUUGAAAUCCAGGGACACACACACGCUGUAACGUUGUACAAUUCUGAAGCAGGUUCGAGGAAUACAACGUUAACUGUAUAAAACUACUGAGAAAUAUAAUGUAGGGGGUUCUGAAAGGCUCGUCUGGAAAAUGAAUGAGAUUAUUUUUUGUACCCAUUGCAGCUUGUUCAUGUUGGGCUACAUCCUUCCAUUGCCUCUCUGUUGCUUAUUCCUGUUGAAGUCACACUGCUAAUUAUCAGAGCACGUUUAGGUUGUUUGUGUUACUUUGUACACAGUGUGUCAUGGAAAUAGCUUUGAAAGAUAGCUUUGCAAUGGUUAGAUAUAGUAUUAAUGAGGAUGUAUUAUUUAAACUGGUUUCAUUUGUAAAAAGCUAAGAAUCUUCAUAAUGAGGUUCAGAUGUAUUUCCAAGAGACUAGUAAAGAGAAUAUUUAAAUGUUAUCCUCUUUAAUAAUAGUUAUGAUAAUUCUGUGCCAGGAUAUUCACUAAGAGCAGCGUGCAAAUGCAGGGCCUUUUAUUGCAUUUUUUAAAUUUAAUUUAAUUUUAAUUCUCAAACCAAAACUUUGUCCAAAAUAACCAUGGAAACCAAAAGCAUUGAAAUAAUCCAGAAUUGUGCUUAAUUUUCUCUACUAGGACUGAACAUCAUUGCAAGCCAUAAAAUAUCUUAAAAGGGAUUAUAGAUAACAAAAUAAUUCCACAAAUAUGACCUGUUUAUUUUAAAACCUGAUCUCUGGUACUACGCCAGAUUAAAGAAAGUUCUGUUUCCAAACCAUGCUUUCAGAAAGUGUUGCACUUCCUUGGUCCUUCAACAGCUUUAUUCUUGUCAUUAACCAGCCAGCUGCUUUCCCUAUUGACUGACAUGCUUUCAGCCACUAACAUGCUUUGACCCUGAAGACACUGCUGAGGUGAAAUGACUUGUGCAACAGAUUUCCUGAGAGCAAGUCAUGGAAACUGAGAACUUAAUUUAGUACUAGAUAUCAUGUUUCAAAAUUAAAAUCCAUGUUUGCUGUAAGGGGUUUCUUUCAAAACAGCACAUUUGGGACCUAUUUAGCUAAUGGAGGUGCACAACAAGUACACUUUAUGGAAUUAUUUUGUUAGCUACAAGCACUUUAAAAGUUCUUAUGCUGAGAAAUUAUUUAAAACAGGCUUGGAGAACAGUGGAAAUUAUUUAGUUUUGCGUAUGCAAGUUGUUGUCAAAUCCGCAAAUAAUCCAUCUCAUCUUCCAUCUCAAUAGUGUAAUCACAAAAGAUAUCAUAUAGAUUACACUGUUUUAACUUCAGGUGAUACUGAGGACAGAUCCACAAAGAGGAACACAUUAUAUUUCCAUCUACCUUGUUACACAAAGGUAGAAAAACAAGGAUUGCUUUGGUAUCCGUUUGCAUGUUUUUUCAGACAACCUUACAGCUGUUCAUUUUGAAAUCCUUUUUAGCAUUUUGAUACAGCUGGCCAUAUUUUACUCCAGUCUUUAAUCAACUCCUGUUUUGUGAAAAGAGAAAAACACCCACUGACUACAGAACUAGUAUCAGACUUCUAAGGCAUGGAACUGGAGGUCUCUCAAGUUGUUUGUUUCUCAGUGUUGUACAUUACUGUUGCAAAUGCUUGAAAAUAUGGCCCAGUACCUCUUGACCGAUUCAAACUAGGUUCCCCAAUUUCAAAACCAGGAAUGUACCUGACCAAAGUCUCAAAAAAGUUAAUAUUACCACUGUAAUGGUCACUGGGUCACUUCCUGUAUCAACACAGUUUAGAAAGACUCAUGUCUGCAAACCCAAACUCAAAUGCACCAUGAAACCAGUCUGUACAACUCAACUUCCAGUAUCAAACUGGGGCUGCAGCCAGUUCCAUCUGCAGUCAACAGUUCUGUCUGCAACCAAGGACAACAAUUAACAACUGUAUGUGUGUGUGUGUGUGUAUGCUGUUUUUGUAAAAUACCAGUUUAUUUUGUCACCUACCUCCAAUAUUUCUCUUAAAAUACAUUACAGCCCUUUGGAGUGAGUUGGAGAGACUGGUUCUGCCAGUCCACAAUCUCAACUGGGGUUUGAUUUCAGUCUGCUGUCAGUGGAAACAAACUGGAUUGAUUUCAAAGCACCUCAGUCACAGUCACAGAUGGAAACCUGUCGUAAUUCAAUGAAUCAUUGUGUUGCUGAUUUCAGAUUCAUUUUCAAUGGUGGCAGAUGGAAGUGUACUGAAGCAUUAGAUUUAAAAGCCUUUACAGUCUCUACCCUAACAAUAUGUAACUUUUUAAUACUUGAAAUAUGUUAUUUGUACUCCUUUCUUAAAUACUGAAUGACUAUAGCAUGUUGUUUAUGUUAAGUGUAAUAUAACUAAACUGUCUAUGCUUUGCUGUUGAAUGUUUUUUUUCCUAAAUUAAAUAAUUUUAAAUGUC
Acipenser ruthenus (sterlet) is the source of this 3662-nucleotide messenger RNA. RefSeq names its product claudin-16-like. The transcript is spliced from 6 exons. Gene Ontology annotation, cellular component: plasma membrane; bicellular tight junction. Gene Ontology annotation, molecular function: structural molecule activity. Gene Ontology annotation, biological process: cell adhesion; bicellular tight junction assembly. The record is from RefSeq and is a predicted model, not a curated record. Lineage: Eukaryota; Metazoa; Chordata; Actinopteri; Acipenseriformes; Acipenseridae. The coding region runs from base 92 to 796 and encodes 234 amino acids.